Messenger RNA from Chenopodium quinoa (quinoa), 2395 nucleotides. RefSeq lists its product as uncharacterized. The record is from RefSeq and is a predicted model, not a curated record. The coding region runs from base 326 to 2029 and encodes 567 amino acids. The transcript is spliced from 8 exons. Lineage: Eukaryota; Viridiplantae; Streptophyta; Magnoliopsida; Caryophyllales; Amaranthaceae.
AUCCAUUAUAGUCAAAGCAAUAGUCAAAAACUCCAUUAAUCCUGCUAAAGGCCGACACCUUCAAAAUCCAAGAUUUAUCAUCAUUAAUCAUCAUUUUAAUUCCUCACUCCCACUGUUAAUUUUUUAAAAUUAAAACAAACUAACCCCAAAUACAAUACUCCAUUUAAGUAAUUAACCAUACUUGUUUGUUGGUACCAAUUAACACAUUUGACCACAAAAAUUAAUUAUUUCAACCCCACAAACAAAUUUCCUAAUUACUUCAUCUUUUCUCCUCUCUUCAAUAAAUCACCCAUGUGAGUUGGUUAUACACCUCACUUCAUCGUUAAUGGCGGAACCCAGAAGAACUCCAGCUGUUCGUGAUGUUAGUCCUGACUCAGUCAUUCUUACAUUCGAGUCAAACUUCAGUAGUCUCUUCUCCUCUGCUUCUGCUAGUGUUGAUCGUUGUUCCUUUGCUUCGGAUGCUCAAGAUCAUGAUUGUCUUUCGUCCGACUUUUCCCAGGAUUUGAGUGGAAAUGGAGGCUCAGAUCUAAGUAACAAUGGGAGAUACCUCAGCAAAAAAGUUCAAAAGGCUAAAGUUUACAAAGAAGAAAAUAACAAAGUAGCACACCAUCAUGUUGAUCAUGUAACAGAACCCCUAGAUUCUGCGAGAAAUUCGUUUUCAUUAGCUCUUAAAGAGUGUCAGGAAAGGAGAUCUAGAUCUGAGGCUGUUAAUAAGAAAUCAGACCGGCGAAGACCGGCUUCAUUGGAUCUUAAUCACUCAUUGAGUGUGAAUGUGGUGAGUUCAUCAUCGCCUAAAAUUGGUGGGGUGAUGAAGAAGGGUGUGGUUACGCCUCGAAAAUCCGGGAAUUUUCCGAGCCCAGGGACACCCAAUUAUCGCCAUGGGAGUGUUGGAAUGGCGAAAGGAUGGAGUUCGGAGAGGGUUCCUUUGCCUUGUAAUGGUAAUAAUAGAAGGCAAAUUGGUGCUGCAUUGUUGCCAUUGAGUAAUAAUGGGAGGGGGUUGCCUUCAAAAUGGGAGGAUGCAGAGAGGUGGAUUUUUAGUCCGGUGUCUGGGGACGGAGUUGGGAGGACUUCUUCAUCAUCGUCGUAUCAGCAACCUAAAAGGCGGCCUAAGUCGAAGAGUGGUCCGCUUGGGCCACCUGGUGUUUCGUAUUAUUCACUGUAUUCACCUGCUGUUCCUAUGUACUAUGAGGGAAACCAUAUGGGAAGUCAUACAACAGGAUCGCCUUUCUCAUCAGGAACAAUGCUGGGAGAUGGUUGGUCUUUUCGUGCAAGUGGUGAAACUAGAGAUUUUUCGAAUACUUUGGAGCCCUGUAUUGCCCGUUCUGCUAGCGUACACGGGUGCACUGAUCUCGUCUGUCAAGGAUCUUUGACCAGCUCUCAAGAUGAAAGAGUUGACGGUGUGAAGGAUGCUGCCAGCACUGUGUCUCGUGCUGUUUCUAGAAGGGACAUGGCAACCCAGAUGAGCCCUGAAGGUAGCUGCCAUUCCUCUCCUAGAAGGUCUUCUUUCUCUCCAUCUAUCCCUUCCAUCCUACCAAUUAUGGAGGUCCAGAGCUCUAGUACUUCAAAACCAGAAUUGAGGGAUGUGCAGAUUGAUGAGCGAGUCACAGUGACACGAUGGUCCAAGAAAUAUAGGGGGCGCAAUACUAGUAAAGAAUCUGAAGUUGUGGAUGAGUGGAAAUUGAAAGAAGUAGAGCCACGUUCUUCUGCUUGGGAAGUGUCAGAGACGGUGAAGAGCCUUUCGAAGGCCAGGAGAGAUGAAGCUAAAAUCUCAGCAUGGGAAAAUCUGCAGAAGGCCAAAGCUGAGGCAGCCAUACGAAAACUUGAGAUGAAGCUGGAAAAGAAGAGGUCAUCAUCAAUGGAUAAGAUUAUGAAGAAGUUGAAAUCUGCUCAGAAAAAAGCUCAGAACAUGAGGAGCACAAUACUAGCCAAUCAGACGCUUCAGGUGUCUAAAAUGAGCAAUAAUGCAGUGUCUUUCCGGACUCGUCAGAUGGGUUCCCUCAGUGGUUGUUUUACAUGCCAUGCGUUCUAAACUAAAGGCUCACAGCAGGACUCUUUCAGCUGGAACAUUAUACAACUGGUACAUAGCACGCUGCAUGCUUCAUAUACAAUGCUACAGCUGGUCAGCCGGACAGCCGGUGCCCAUUUAGCUGAGUACUUGAAACACUUGUUCGACCUCUUUGAAAUUUUGUUUCGUUCACUCAGCUCUAGGGGGUAGUGGGGGGAUGUCUAGCAGGGAUCCAGAUUAUAUUGUAGAGUAUUUAAAUUGUUAAGAUGUGGAUUUGACGAAUAAUGUAUGGCUAUUUUUUUGUUCACUUAUUUCAUUUUCCCCUUCUUGUUGGAUGUAUCAUGUAUGUAAAUCAAGUUUUUAAUUUGUUAAGAGUAACAAUUCUCUAGA